Messenger RNA from Xylaria bambusicola, 2401 nucleotides. RefSeq names its product major facilitator superfamily domain-containing protein. Gene Ontology annotation, molecular function: transmembrane transporter activity. Bases 179 to 2230 code for a protein of 683 amino acids. NCBI's taxonomy places the organism in Eukaryota, Fungi, Ascomycota, Sordariomycetes, Xylariales, Xylariaceae. Gene Ontology annotation, biological process: transmembrane transport. The record is from RefSeq and is a predicted model, not a curated record. Gene Ontology annotation, cellular component: membrane. The transcript is spliced from 4 exons.
UCUCCUUUCUCCCUUCCUCUGCUCCAAUCUCCACUCCACAUACUCUUCCUCUGCCACAAAGUACACUCACAUUCGCUCACACAUAUUCUACUGCUCGUCCGUCAGGGCGGUGGUGUCUGUACGUCACCAUACACAAUAUCCCCAUUGCAGGAUAAACCAGCCUACGUUUCCCUUCGCCAUGGCUAGCUUUCUUCGCCGCCAUAAGGAGCACGAUCCUCCGGUUGGCGAGCUUCCCGUUCCCCAUGGACCGGAGACUGGCCACGAACACCAACACUAUCCCCGCCGAGUUUCCACAAGCUAUGCCACCGACUACGAGAAGCAAAUAUUCUCACAUCUACUCCGGCCCGAUGAUUCGUACACCCCAGAAGGUGUCUAUUGGGCCGACCUUCCUUUUUCUCAACGCUUCGCCUUUGUCAAUAAAGUCAGCUCACAGGAGACCAAGUCAGAGCUCAAGUCGAUAUGGGCCAUGUUCAAACAAGAUCCCCUCAGUCCUUUCUCUUGGUACUUUCGGAAUUCCGUCCUUCCCGGCGCUGGCUUGCUCCUAGAAGGUUAUGUGCUGUUUUCGAUUGGAAAUUUGCAGCCAUUGUUUGCCAAAGUCUGGAAAGGCUGCUGGGGUACACAUGAAGUGUGUGAUAAGAAUUGGGUAGCAUCAGUGACCUAUUUAGAAAUCAUUGGUAUCAUGUUUGGUCAAACUGGCGUCGGCAUCAUUGGCGACUGGAUUGGACGAAGAUGGGGCCUGAUACAAGAUGCGCUGAUCAUGUUCAUCGGCUUGUUGCUGCUUACUGGUUCUUGGGGUGUUACGCUACAAGGAUGGGUAAUCCUCUAUGCCUUCUCGUUAUUCUUUUACGGUAUAGGAGUUGGUGGGGAGUAUCCCAUUACGGCAACAUCUUCCAUGGAGAAUGCCGUUUCAGCUGGCAAACUAUCCACUCGGGAAGACCGUCUACACCGAGGUCGAAAAGUCACACUGGCUUUUCUGAUGCAGGGCUGGGGCCAAUUCUUCAAUCAGAUCGUCUUGACCGUUCUAUUGGUGAUUUUCAACCGAGGCACUGGUGGCGAACCGCCCUAUAGCCAGUUUGCUGCGCAGUACACAUUCCGAAUCUCGUUUGCGCUUCCUGCGAUUGGCACGUUGUGGCUUGUCUACUAUCGUACCUAUAAGAUGAAAUCCGCAUCCAAACACCUCGAAAAGGCCAAGAAAAAGGCCAAUGUGACAGGAUAUGACGUCAAAUCACUCAAGACCACGUUCAGCAACUUCGGCGGUCGACUCUUUGCCACUUCUGCUGGCUGGUUCUUCAACGACGUUUUCUUCUACGGAAACAAACUUUUUCAGAGUCAAUUUAUCAGCGUCAUUUCCGAUAAUCCCGACUCGCUUUUGACAACCUGGAAUUGGAACUUGGUCAAUGUGGUUGUCUCGCUUGCUGGAUACUAUGCUGCGGCACUGUUGAUUGACAACAAGAUGUACGGCAGGAAAAACAUGCAGCAGAUUGGUUUCCUCGUCUGUUUCCUCGCCUUCGUCAUCCCCGCUUUCAAUUACGAGUACUAUACGAGCCCAGCUGGAAUCCACAGCUUUCAAGCUCUUUAUUUUCUUUCAUCUUUCUUCAACCAAUUCGGCCCCAACUCAGUUACUUUCCUCGUUGCCGGUGAAGUGUAUCCGACACAAGUACGUGCCAGUGCACACGGGUUUUCAGCCAUGAUUGGAAAGUCCGGAGCUCUUCUAGCAUCCGUGCUUUACAACUACAUCGACAACCCGACCAAGUUCCUCGUUGUGCCCUGGUUCGGUCUUGCCGGUAUGCUCGUCACUCUGAUCUGGCUUCCGGACACCACUGGCCUCGACUUGAAAGAACAAGAGCGUCGGUGGCAGUGCAUACUAAACGGCAAUCCCGAGGAGUACCACGGAAUUGCUGUCCACCCCCAACACCUGUCGUUAUGGGAGCGAUGGAGGGGUGAUGGGAAAAGCUACCACCCCGAUCUUGACAUGAAGGCCAAGAUCCAUGACCUCCGCGCAGAGUGGGAGGAGAGAAGGGCCACCAGCGACACCGAAUCGGCAGAAUUCGAAGACGACGAUGAGGAUAUCACACAGGAUAUCCGUAAUUACUUCGUUGGCAACUCUCCGAAUGUUCCCAACCCGCUGAAAAAGGAGAAACUGAAGGAGGGCAGUUCAGCAUCUGAUUCAAUCGACCACUACCCUGCUGGCACAGAAAUUGAUGUCGAUGAGAAAGUUACGAGGUUAUGAAUGAAGGAUCUGACUUGUUAUAUAAUCUAUUAUGCAUUUUUACGGCGUUCUGGUUUUUGGCAGGCUGGCAAAGCCUAUUUUUUAUGAGCGCAUGGGCAAGAUCAUACAGUAUAAUAGUCUUAUUUAUUACCUCAGAAUAAAUAAAAGUCAGACUAGGAAAUGAAGUAUUGC